Messenger RNA from Salvia hispanica, 1470 nucleotides. RefSeq names its product ras-related protein RABA5a-like. The record is from RefSeq and is a predicted model, not a curated record. NCBI's taxonomy places the organism in Eukaryota, Viridiplantae, Streptophyta, Magnoliopsida, Lamiales, Lamiaceae. Gene Ontology annotation, molecular function: GTP binding; GTPase activity.
CACCAGAUGUAUAUGACUAUAUAUUUUCCAUUCUCCUCCAAAAUUUUGCAGUCCAAGUCUCCCAAACACAAUCAAUCAAAUUGGACUUGAUUCCGCCAUUUAUGCCUUCAACUGUAGUGUUAAUCAGCUUCUCUGUCUACUCCAUUUUGUUGUGUCAAAUCUUCAAACCUAACCCUACUCUUUCCUAAACCCACAACCGCUAUAAUUGUUUGAUUCGCAAAUUAUGAUUCCUGUCUUCCUUUGAUCUGCAUUUUGAACGUUUUGCAGGAUAUAAGAUUUAGGGGAGACUGCUGCAUUUGUUGUUUCCGGUGCCUUGAUAUUCAAUUGUUUUUGAAGGGCUAAGCAGAGAUCUAUGAUUUGCCUGCAGUAGUGGCUAGUGGAAGAGCUGCUAUUGAAGGGUGUAUUAGCAAGUGGUUCGCCUUCAUCUUUCACAUGCUCAUAUAUAUUGCAGGCUCCUUCUGUUGGUGCUUGAGUGCUCAUCAUCAUUAUAACCGGCCAGUGUCAUUAUACCAUGGACCCUUAUGCUCACUUGUCUAGUUUCCAGUUGUAGUUUGGUAUAACUCGAGUUCCAUUCACAAGGAUCCUGAUUUUGUUGAUAUAUGUGCAAUAGCAAGAUAUGGUUUUUCGGCUGUGAAUAGAGUGUGGAAAGAUGGCCAAUCCAGACGAGGAACAACCACAAUUGCAACAAACACAGCAGACAGAGGACUACCUUUUCAAGAUAGUUUUAAUUGGUGAUUCAGCGGUUGGAAAAUCUAACUUGCUUGCAAGAUUUGCUAGAGAUGAGUUUCAUCCUAAUUCAAAGUCUACUAUUGGGGUAGAAUUUCAGACCCAAAAGAUGACCAUUAAUGGAAAGGAAGUGAAGGCACAGAUAUGGGACACAGCUGGCCAGGAGCGGUUUAGGGCCGUGACGUCUGCAUAUUACAGAGGCGCAGUCGGAGCACUUCUUGUCUAUGACAUCAGCAGACGCCUCACUUUUGAUAGCGUAGGCAGGUGGCUUAACGAACUUCACACUCACUCGGACAUGAAUGUGGUGACGAUAUUGGUGGGAAACAAGUCCGAUCUGAAAGAGGCUCGGGAGGUGACAACCGCGGAGGGUAGAGCCCUGGCCGAAGCACAGGAUCUGUUCUUCAUUGAAACGUCGGCUCUGGAUUCGUCCAACGUUAUUGUUGCGUUUCAGAAGGUGGUGAAGGAGAUCUACAACAUUUUAAGUAGGAAAGUGAUGCAAUCUCAAGAACUCAAAGAGAAGGAUCCGGAGUGGAUGGGGAAUGGGAAAACAGUGGUUUUGAAGGCUGAAGAUGAAAACAAGGAAACAGAAGCACAAGCUAAAAAAGGCAGCUGCUGUUCAUCAUGAUUUCCUGCUCAUUUUUCUUCAAUUCUGCGAGGAAAAAAAAAAUUCUACCAUAAUCUGUAAAUGGCUUGAGAUGUGCUAGAAAGUAUUUCCAUCAAGUAUUUACCUAAUUUGCUUUUCUA